Molecule: messenger RNA, 2712 nt
Organism: Protobothrops mucrosquamatus (brown spotted pit viper)
Lineage: Eukaryota; Metazoa; Chordata; Lepidosauria; Squamata; Viperidae
Gene: SKOR1
Product: SKI family transcriptional corepressor 1
Exons: 10
Coding region: 1-2712 (903 amino acids)
Biological process (GO): negative regulation of transcription by RNA polymerase II; negative regulation of BMP signaling pathway
Cellular component (GO): nucleus; transcription regulator complex
Molecular function (GO): RNA polymerase II cis-regulatory region sequence-specific DNA binding; DNA-binding transcription factor activity, RNA polymerase II-specific; SMAD binding
Source: RefSeq, a predicted model, not a curated record
AUGAAAGUCGCCGCCGCCGCGGCCGGGACCUUCGUCGUCGCGCCUCUGCAGGGGCCGCCCGUGGAUCUGGCCGAGCUGUUGGGCUCUCAAGCGGCCUCCGAAAGGAACCGGGCCUCGGGCCUCCGUUCAGGCGGGCGCAGGCGUUCCCCCGCCUCCGCCUGUUCUUCUCCGCCCGGAGAGCUUCCGAGGGAGACCCCCGGGGAGGGGGCGGCCUGGGCUGCGGCAGAGGCCCUCCCGCUGAACGUCGGCGGCAGGCCGGCCCCCGCCCCGGCCCAGGGUGGCGGCGGCGGCGGCGGCGGCGGCUCAGCUUCAGUCCGGCCGUCCCCGGGCCCGGCCGUCCAGCUGGCCGGAGCCUCGCUCAGCGCCUCUCCCGCUUCCUCCUCCUUUGCAGGGGUCCGGCCGCCCGCGGCAGAGAUGGAGCCGCUGGCCGCCGCCAGUCAGCUGGGAGCGGGGCGCGAAUCUGGCUCCUCCUCCUCCUCCUCGUCCUCAGCUUCGUCCUCUUCCUCGUCCUCCCCUCACUCCAAGCAGGAGCUGCAGCCCUACGCCGGCCCCGGCCCUCUGAAGCCCAACCAGGUCGGGGAGACCUCGCUCUACGGCGUCCCCAUCGUCUCGCUGGUCAUCGACGGGCAGGAGCGCCUCUGCCUGGCGCAGAUCUCCAACACGCUGCUCAAGAACUACAGCUACAAUGAGAUCCACAACCGUCGGGUGGCGCUGGGCAUCACCUGCGUGCAGUGCACGCCGGUGCAGCUGGAGAUCCUGCGCCGGGCCGGCGCCAUGCCCAUCUCCUCGCGCCGCUGCGGCAUGAUCACCAAGCGCGAGGCCGAGCGGCUCUGCAAGUCCUUCCUGGGCGAGCACAAGCCGCCCAAGCUGCCCGAGAACUUCGCCUUCGACGUGGUGCACGAGUGCGCGUGGGGCUCCCGCGGCAGCUUCAUCCCCGCGCGCUACAACAGCUCGCGCGCCAAGUGCAUCAAGUGCAGCUACUGCAGCAUGUACUUCUCGCCCAACAAGUUCAUCUUCCACUCGCACCGCACGCCCGACGCCAAGUACACGCAGCCCGACGCCGCCAACUUCAACUCCUGGCGCCGCCACCUCAAGCUCAGCGACAAGGGCGCCGCCGACGACCUCAGCCACGCCUGGGAGGACGUCAAGGCCAUGUUCAACGGCGGCACCCGCAAGCGGACCUUCUCCCUGCAGGGCGGCGGGGGCGGCUCCUCGGCGGCCAAGAGCGCGCUGCACCCGCCGCCGCCCGCCCCGCCUGACCUGGCCCCGGCGCACAAGAGCCUGCGCUGCAGCGGCGGGGCCGACGAGGCCCCCGGGACGGAGCGCGGAGGACUGGGCUUGCCCCCCGGGGCGCACGGCCCGGCCGCGGCCGCCGUACGAAGCUACCCGGUCAUCCCGGUGCCCAGCAAAGGCUUCGGGAUGCUGCAGAAGCUGCCCCCGCCGCUCUUCCCGCCGCCCUACGGCUUCCCCGCCGCCGCCUUCGGCUUGUGCCCCAAGAAGCAGGAGGACCCCCUGGGCGGCGGCGGCGGCGAUCCCAGCAAGGGCUCGGAGCCGUCUGGCAGCGAGCGGAGCAGCGCCACCCCGCAGGAGGGCUGCGGCGGCACCGGCGAGGGCGAGCGCUGCCCCAGCGCCCUCUCCAGAGCCACGGCGGCCCUCGGGGAGGAGGAGCGCUCCGGCGACGAGGCCCUGCUGGCGCCCCUGCCGCUCCCCAGGAAGGGCAGCUACCUCUCGGCCUUCCGCCCGGUGGUGAAGGACGCCGAGAGCAUCGCCAAGCUCUACGGGACCAGGGAGGUCUACGCCGGCCCGCGGGGCUGCCCGGGCUACCUCUCCCCGGACUUCCUCAGCGAGGGCAGCUCCAGCUACCGCUCCCUCUCGCCCGGGAACGAGACGGCGGGCGAGCCGGACGUGGACGUGGAGACGAACCGCUUUGCGGAGGACGACGACGAGGACGAGGAGGAGGACGAGGCGCCCGGGGGAGACGCGCCGCCGCCGCCGCCGCCGCUCUUGCCCGAGGCGGACGCGUCUCUUGCAGCAGCCCCGGGAGGAGGCCUGGCCACGGCGGAGAAGGCGGCGGAACCGGAGGAGAGUCCCUCGGAGAGGACCAGCAGCCGGGCUGGCUACGAGGCCUAUCCUCCGGGGAGAGACCACUGUCCGCAAGCGCUCAAAGCCGUUGUCUCCCUGGGCCCACCCAGCACUCCCUAUCCCUGCGCCCCAGAGAAAAACGACCCCGAAGACGAUCCCUCGGCCGCAGAGGAGCCGGAGGGCAGGAAAGCCUCGCCGAGGCAAAGAAGCGCCUCGCAGCCCAGCCCGACUCAGGCCGAGCGAGGUGAGGAAGUGACCCUCCUCGACGUCACUGGGACUCAGCUGGGGGAGAAGGACCUGGGCGCUCUGGCAAGAGACGAACUGCAGAGACUCCUCCUGGAGCAGAUGGACCUCAGGAAGAAAUUGGAACGGGAAUUCCAAAGUCUCAAAGACAACUUCCAGGACCAGAUGAAGCGGGAGCUGGCCUACCGGGAGGAGAUGGUGCAGCAGCUGCAGAUCGUGCGCGACACCCUGUGCAACGAGCUCGACCAGGAACGGAAGGCCCGCUACGCCAUUCAGCAGAAGCUCAAAGAGGCCCACGACGCGCUGCACCACUUUUCCUGCAAGAUGCUGACUCCCCGCCACUGCGCUGGCAACUGCUCCUUCAAGCCCCCCUUGUUGCCCCAGUGA